GCCCACUAAACCCUGAUGCUGCUUUCUGUUUUUGUCUCUGUAUCCUCAGAGUCCAGAGGACAGGUCACAGUGACUCAGCCUGCAGCAGUGAGCUCUGCUCUGGGAGCCUCCGUCUCCAUCUCAUGUAGGACCAGUCAGGAUGUUUAUUAUAGCAGCCCAAACCACUACUUAGCCUGGUACCAACAGAAAGAUGGAGGAACUCCUAAACUGCUUAUAUACCGUGCUAGCACUCGAGAAUCAGGGAUUCCAGAUCGUUUUUCAGGCAGUGGAUCAAACUCUGCCUUCACUCUGACCAUCAGUGGAGUCCAGACUGAAGAUGCAGCAGUUUAUUUCUGUAAAGGAGAAUUCGAUGCAAGCAAGUAUGAUAUGUUCACACAGCUGAUGCUGCUUUCUGUUUUUGUCUCUGUAUCCUCAGAGUCCAGAGGACAGGUCACAGUGACUCAGCCUGCAGCAGUGAGCUCUGCUCUGGGAGCCUCCGUCGCCAUCUCAUGUAGAACCAGUCAGAAUGUUUAUAGUAGCAACCGUCUAGCCUGGUACCAACAGAAAGAUGGAGGAACUCCUAAACUCCUCAUUUCCUAUGCUAGCACUCGAGCAUCAGGGAUUCCAGAUCGUUUUUCAGGCAGUGGAUCAAACUCUGCCUUCACUCUGACCAUCAGUGGAGUCCAGACUGAAGAUGCAGCAGUUUACUACUGUCAGAGUUAUCACUAUAUCAACAGUCAGUAUGUGUUCACACAGUGAAAAAGUGUCGUACAAAAACCUCC
Molecule: messenger RNA, 761 nt
Organism: Labrus mixtus (cuckoo wrasse)
Lineage: Eukaryota; Metazoa; Chordata; Actinopteri; Labriformes; Labridae
Product: immunoglobulin kappa light chain-like
Exons: 2
Coding region: 16-738 (240 amino acids)
Biological process (GO): immunoglobulin production; immune response
Source: RefSeq, a predicted model, not a curated record